AUGAGCAUUGUACCAAAGGAAACGAUUGAGGUUAUAGCACAAAGUAUUGGGAUUACCAAUUUGUUACCUGAGGCUGCACUUAUGCUUGCUCCUGAUGUUGAGUAUCGUGUUCGAGAGAUUAUGCAGGAAGCUAUCAAAUGCAUGCGGCACUCAAAGAGAACGACUUUGACAGCUGCGGAUGUAGAUGGUGCACUCAACUUAAGGAACGUCGAGCCGAUAUAUGGCUUUGCCUCAGGAGGACCAUUUCGGUUUAGAAAAGCUAUUGGGCAUCGGGAUUUGUUCUACACUGAUGACAGAGAGGUGGAAUUCAAAGAUGUGAUUGAAGCCCCACUACCAAAAGCUCCCCUUGAUACCGAAAUUGUCUGUCACUGGCUGGCUAUUGAAGGAGUGCAGCCAGCUAUACCAGAAAAUGCUCCUUUAGAAGUUAUUAGAGCACCUGCAGAAAACAAAAUUCAUGAACAAAAGGACGGACCUCUUAUUGACGUUAGGCUACCAGUGAAGCAUGUACUAUCUAGAGAACUUCAGUUAUACUUCCAAAAGAUUGCUGAACUUACAAUGAGCAAGUCAAAUCCUGCUCUGUUUAAAGAAGCAUUAGUGAGCUUGGCGUCAGACUCAGGACUUCAUCCUCUAGUUCCAUAUUUUACAAAUUUCAUUGCGGAUGAGGUUUCACGUGGUUUAAAUGACUUCCAACUCCUGUUUAACCUAAUGCACAUUGUUAGAAGUCUUCUACAGAAUCCUCACAUACACAUAGAACCUUAUUUGCACCAGUUGAUGCCGUCUGUUGUAACAUGCCUUGUAUCGAGAAAGCUUGGAAAUAGAUUUGCUGACAACCAUUGGGAACUAAGAGACUUUACGGCGACUCUGGUUGCACUGAUAUGUAAAAGGUAUGGAAACGUUUACAUUACUCUUCAGUCUCGCCUUACGAAAACUUUAGUCAAUGCACUUUUGGACCCAAAGAAGGCUUUGACUCAGCACUAUGGUGCAAUUCAAGGAUUAGCAGCUUUGGGGCACAAUGUCGUACGCCUUCUUAUUCUGUCAAAUCUCGAACCRUAUCUAAGGCUUCUCGAACCAGAAUUGGAUGCUGAGAAGCAAAAGAACCAGAUGAAGAACUAUGAAGCUUGGCGUGUGUAUGGAGCCUUGCUGCAUGCUGCAGGCCUGUGUAUACAUGACCGGCUUAAAAUCUUCCCACCUUUACCAUCUCCGUCACCAAAUUUCCUCCACAAGGGAAAGGGAAAAAUAAUCAAUACUGAGCCACAUAAGCGGAAGCUGAGUAUAGAUUCUUCAGAAAACCGGUCACCCCAGAAAAGAUUGAUAACUACGGAUGGCCCGGAUGGUUUACAAUCGCAAGAGCACACCAGUCCAGCACCAAUGCAAGUAGAUGAUACAAUGGGAAAUGACAAUCUGCCACAAAACUCUGUUCAACCGUCUUCAUCAGAACAAGCUUCUGAUGCUAACGAAUCUAAAAGCAGAAAUGUAAAGGCAAUAGAAGGCGGCAAGGGUCGGGCUAUUACCAUGAAAGCAAUCCUUGGGCAGAUCUGGAAAGAUGAUCUUGAUUCUGGACGGCUUUUGGUGAAGCUACACGAACUCUAUGGUGAAAGGAUUCUUCCCUUUAUCCCUUCUACGGAGAUGUCAAUAUUCCUGUAA
Messenger RNA from Arabis nemorensis, 1644 nucleotides. The record is from the annotation of a GenBank genome assembly. NCBI's taxonomy places the organism in Eukaryota, Viridiplantae, Streptophyta, Magnoliopsida, Brassicales, Brassicaceae.